Helobdella robusta is the source of this 1807-nucleotide messenger RNA. RefSeq lists its product as hypothetical. The record is from RefSeq and is a predicted model, not a curated record. NCBI's taxonomy places the organism in Eukaryota, Metazoa, Annelida, Clitellata, Rhynchobdellida, Glossiphoniidae. The transcript has 3 exons. Bases 1 to 1605 code for a protein of 534 amino acids.
AUGGUACUAGCAGUAACAGCAGCGGCAGCAAAAGCCGUAGAGACUGCAAAAAGGGGCUGCGCCUGUGGCAGUAGCAGUAUUACUGGAAGAAACAGUAAUAGUACUGGUAGUAAUGGCAGUAGUAGUGGUGGCGGCAACAACCGUAGUGGCUGCAAAAAAGUGGUUGUUUUGCAACAGCUUGAGAAACAUCACGAAAAACAGCAACAGCAUUUUUCAGACGACAUUGCUGAUGACAAUAACACCAUCACGACGUCUUGUGAUCAGUUUGUAGAUAAUAAAAGUUUCACAAAAGACAUCAAACAUGACAUUAAUAAUGAUAAUAAUAAAAAUAAUAUUAAAAAUGACAAUAAUAAUGACGCCAACAUUGAUGAUGAUGAAAAUGACGAUGACGAAAAUAAUAGAAAUAUCGACGAUGAUAAUGAGAAUGAUGCUAACGAUUACACUGAUGAGGAGAAUGAUGAAACCAUGGAAGUUGAACCAAACACGACAACUGCACUACAUUCCACUGACUGUAAUUCCACUACUGAAGCUGCAACUACUUUUCCAGCCACCACUACAGCUGCCUCUAUUACCGCUAAUGCUACUUCCAGAAGUACUACUACCAAUAUUUAUAGCACCACCACAACAAACACAUGCACGCCAUCCAAGCCAGUGAACAAAGUCAUCAUCAAAGAUAUCCCAGCUCGCUUCAAGAAACUUUUAAAAAUGGCAUCAGACAAGGCAGCCGCUCAGCGGUUGAGAGUGGAAGGAGUUCCUCUCUUCAAACAGAUGAUCACUCCAUUCAUCGUGCACAACUCCGCCGAGGCUCAGCGAGGAAUUUUCGAACCUUCCCUUGUGCAGGCAGAUGUGCAGCCGACUCUCCACGCACAAUUUGCAAAUCCAGUUUGGAUGCCUUCCUACAGCUAUGAUUCGAAGAAACUUGAAGAGAACUCUGGUUUGUUUGUUGCUGGGUCCGUUGAAAAUUCUCAUCAACAUGUUGGCGAUUUUUUCAACCAAUCCUGGCAGCAACCAGCUUACCAACAACCACAACAUCAAUCCCACUCGCAAAACGAGCCUAUAAAUAGCAACUUGCUUUGUUGCACCAAACCAUAUGACAACCAUCAACCUCUACAAACUAAUCAACUACAACAACAAAUCCAACCAAAUCAACAACAUGCACAAUACCACUUGCAUAGCAAGACAUCACAAAUUAUCAAUAAAGAAGCAAUGAAAAUUGACUACCCACUAACAACACAGCAUCAACAACAACAUCAACAACAACAUCAACAACUUCUAUAUUAUUUGCCUUAUAACUUGCCAUAUCCUUACACAACAUGUAAUGUCAGCUGCAACUUCUAUAACAUCAACAACACUAAAAUUGAUCCAUUCAAGUUACCUGACAUCAACAACAACAUGAAUAACAACAUUAAUUACGUUGUUAACGGCGAAUUCUAUGCAUACGACAUACAACAACUACAUCAACAAUAUCAACAACAACAACAACAAAAUCAUCAUCAACAUUUCCAUCAACAGCCUCAAGAACGCCAUAUUGAAUUCCAACAAAUAAUUUUCCAACAACAUCAACAUCAACAAUUUGCACCAGUCAAUUCAGCCUGUCUUGACUAGCCUAUGAUAUUAUAACCAUAAAAUGAUCUACACCAAUAGAUUUAUGUAGUGUUUAGAUAUAUAUGUAAGUAUGUGUGUAUGUAAUGAUGGCGAAGGCGAUGAGGAUGAUAAUAAUGAUGAUGGUGAUGACGACGACGAUGAUGAUGAUAAUGAUGAUACAAGAUGAAUAUUCAUAUUUUCAUCCAAGAAUAUCAAAUAUUCA